AUGAAGGACGGUAAUCAAAUUAUGGCAGAGUCCCUAAAACAACAGGGACUGACAUACGUCUUCGGUAUAAUGGGUCAUCCGGUAAUUGAAUUAGCAAUGUCACUCCAAGCUAAUGGAUUAAAAUACCUCGGAUUUAGGAACGAGCAGGCCGCCUGUUAUGCUGCCCAAGCCUACGGCUAUUUAACGAGAAAGCCAGCAGUUGUUUUAUGUGUUUCCGGGCCGGGAUUGCUGCACGUCACCGGAUCAUGUCCAGAAGACCACGAAGGAAUUGGUGGAUUCCAAGAAUACCCGCAGGUAGAAGCUUCCAGACCGUACUGUAAAUAUGCAGCCAGACCUCCGUCAGCGGGACUUAUUCCACAGCAUGUUGAAAAAGCUGUCAGGUUGUCGACGUAUGGGAGACCUGGAGUCGCGUUCCUUGAUUUGCCGGCGACUUUGCUCAAGGAACAGGUCGAAGAAAAUAAAAUUGUUGAAGUUUUAAGAUGUCCGGAUCCACCCAUUGCUUUUCCGGAUCCAAGUCUUGUUGAUGAGGCUGCUGAGCUACUGGCUAAUGCAGCUCGUCCUUUGGUGAUUAUUGGAAAAGGCGCAGCAUAUUGUAGGGCAGAAAAUGAAUUAAAUAACUUAAUAAAAUCAACAAAUUUACCAUUUCUACCAACACCAAUGGGCAAAGGAGUCAUUGAUGACAAUGACAAUCACUGUGUAGCAAGUGCAAGGACUACUGCACUGCUAGAAGCCGAUGUAAUUUUACUCGCAGGCGCUAGACUCAACUGGAUGUUGCACUUUGGACGGCCACCGCGUUUUGAUCCCCAAGUUAAAGUUAUUCAGGUAGAAAUCUGUGCGGAAGAACUCCACAAUUCAAUACCAUCCAGAGUAGCGAUCCAAGCAGACAUUAAACCAACAAUCGACUUACUUACUUCAUCCCUUAAAAAACGAGGGUUUCAUUUAAAUAAAUUGAGCGACUGGUGGUCUAAAUUAGAAUCCAACGGAGAGAAGAAUAAAAAAGUCGUUGAAUUAAUGUCCAGAGACACUUCUGUCCCAUUAAAUUACUACGUAGUUUUUAAAAAUAUCCAAGAGAUUAUUCCCAAAGAUUGUAUCAUCUGCUCAGAGGGUGCUAACACCAUGGAUAUAGGUCGGACUAUUUUAGCCAACGGCAAACCUCGGCAUAGACUUGACGCUGGAACUUUUGGGACUAUGGGAGUUGGUCUAGGUUACGCUAUAGCUGCUGCAUUGUACUGCAAAGAGAGUGAGCCUGAUAAAAAAGUGCUGUGUGUUGAAGGUGACAGUGCUUUUGGAUUCUCUGCCAUGGAAAUAGAGACUAUGUUUAGGUACAAGCUGCCUGUGAUUAUAAUAGUUAUUAAUAAUAACGGUAUUUAUGGAGGACUUGAAAAAGAAGCUUUCCAGCAAGUUCAAGGUCUAGGUGAACCAACUGAUGUGACCCCGCCGUUUUGCUUGACGGCUGAAACUCACUAUGAAAACAUGAUGAAUCUAUUCGGAAAAAAAGGAUAUUUCUGUAGGACUGUUGAUGAUAUCAAAACAGCAGUCUCAAGUGCAUUGAAGGAAAAAGAGUCACCGAGCCUCAUAAAUAUUAUGAUAAAUCCUUCUGCUGAUCGCAGAGCACAAAAAUUUAACUGGCUAACGGAAUCUAAAUUAUAA
Molecule: messenger RNA, 1650 nt
Organism: Cotesia congregata
Lineage: Eukaryota; Metazoa; Arthropoda; Insecta; Hymenoptera; Braconidae
Source: the annotation of a GenBank genome assembly